GUGAUGCAGGAGGAGCGCGGGGAUGAUAUGGAAUGUGGCCAGCUGCCGUCCGACCUUCUGCGACAGGUGACGAUCGAGCGCGACCCUUUCCACGGCUUUGGCUUUGUGGCUGGCAGCGAGAGGCCAGUCGUGGUGCGAUCUGUGACCCCAGGAGGCCCCUCUGAAGACAAGCUCCUGCCUGGGGACCAGAUUGUUGCCAUCAACGAGGAGGACGUGAGCGAAGCACCAAGGGAGAGGUUCAUCGAGCUGGUCAGGAACGCUCCGGAAUACAUUGUCCUCACUGUCCUGCAAACCCACCAGUCACCCAAAUCUGCCUUCAUCAGCGCUGCCAAGAAGGCCAAGCUGAGGUCCAAUCCCGUCAAAGUCCGGUUUUCCGAGCAGGUCACCGUGGGCCGGACAGACCCAGACAUGCUGAAGAAGGAGUCUCUCCUCCUCAUUCCCAACGUCCUCAAGGUUUUCCUGGAGAAUGGACAGAUCAAGUCCUUCACGUUUGACAGCCGAACCACGGUCAAGGACGUGAUGGUGACUCUGCAGGACCGCCUCUCCCUGAGGCACAUUGAGCACUUUGCCCUGGUGCUGGAGUACUCCGGCCCAGAGGAGAGCCAAAAGUUCCUGCUACUCCAGGACAAGCAGCCCCUGGCCCACGUGGUGCAGCGGACCCACUACCAGGGCAUGAGAUGCCUGUUCCGGGUGAGCUUCUUCCCCAAGGACCCCGUGGAGCUGCUGCGCCGGGACCCUGCUGCCUUCGAGUACCUCUACAUCCAGAGCCGGAACGACGUGAUCCGAGAACGUUUUGGGACAGACCCCAAGCCGGAAACGCUGCUGGGCCUCUCCGCCCUCCACAUCUACAUCACCGUCUCAGCUACCAGGCCCAGCCAGAAGGUCUCUCUCAAGAACGUAGAGAAGGAGUGGGGUCUGGAGCCCUUCCUGCCUCCCUCCCUCCUGCAGAGCAUCAAAGAGAAACGGCUCCGGAAAUCCCUCUCUCAGCAACUGCAGGCACACCAGGCCCAGGCUCCCAGCUGCGGGGGCCACAAGGCCUCAGCCACCCAGGCGAAGCUCCAAUACCUGAGGACUCUGAACGAAGUCCCCACCUUUGCUGGAGUUCUGUUCAACACUGUGGGGCUGGAUGAGAAGCAGCCGGCCACCACGCUGCUGGUGGGGCCCCGACAUGGCAUCAGCCACGUCAUUGACCUGAAGACCAACCUGACCACGGUGCUGUCCGAGUUCAGCAAGGUCAGCAAGAUCCAGUUGUUUCGGGAGAACCAGGGUGUGGCCCGUGUGGAGACUAGCAUCCUGGAUGCCAAGCCUCUGGUGUUGCUGAUGGAGUGGCCAGAAGCCACCAACUUCGCCUGCCUGAUCGCCGGAUACUGUCGUCUCCUGCUGGACUCCAAGAAGAUGAUCUUCUCCAAGCCCACCAGUCAGCCCCCCGUGCCCCCGGUGCCCCCAGUGAUCAAGGCAGAUUACCUGCACGGGGCCCUCCGCCCCCCAUCUGGGGGUCCUGGGGGGCAGAAGGAGAGCGGGCACGUGGGCGGCGGGGGCUCCAGCCCCAGGAAGCCGAGCCCCCAGGCCCCUUCACCGGCCAACUCUGAGCUGGUCAGUUUCUGCUACCUCCACAUGCGGGAGCAGAGGAAGGAGAGGGAGAGCCGGACGGAUGUCAACGAGAACCUGAUCUUCUUUGAGGGGACGAGACCCCGUACCAAGUCGGACCCGACCCCCAAAAGCUCCGGGAGGGGCUGUGACAGGGCGACCUCCGGCCCCGACCCCGACGGGCCGGGCUGGGAGCCGUGGGCCAGCCGGGCCCGGGCCCACACCCUGGACAGCCACCUGUGCCCAGAGGCCCUGCACUUGUACUGCGAGUCCUGCAAGGCCGAGAUCAAGAGCCGCCUGGUCUCCCGCCGGGGUCAGGGCGGCGGACGCGGGGGGCCCUCCCGCGACAACACGGUGGAUCUGACCUCCCUCCCUCCCCCGGGCAGUGAGGAGGAGGAUGAGGAUGAGGGCGGCGAGGAGGAGGAGGAGGAGGACGAGAGCACGGCGCUGCUUCCCGCCCUGGCCGCCCCACCCCCGGGCUUCCGUGACAACAGCUCGGACGAGGACGACCCCAAGCGCCGGGCGGCCCAGGGCCGGGAGCCGGGCCGGCGCCUGCGGGAUGAGAUCCCGGUCACUCUGAUCGACAGCGUGCAGACCCGGACGGUCCGGGAUCACGCCCGGGAGCUGGACGACGCCCUGGUGUCAACCCUGCAGGCCCUGGAAGCCCUGGCAGCUUCGGAGGACUGCCCGCACCCUCCACCCCAGCAGACAGCAGGUCUGAUCGUUCUGGCCGCCAUCACCCCCGAGUCAUCGCUGGACUCUGGCCACGAAACCAACUCCUCGGAGCUGACGGAUGUGUCGGAGAUGAUGUCGGCCAUGAAACAGCACCAGAACGCGGCCUACUUCCUGGCCCAGCACAUCAACAAGGAGGGUCUUCUGGCCCGGCGGGACCUACCCUUCCGCAUCCAGAGCUGCGCGGCCCAGACCCUGCUCGCCUCCCCCUACCCGCUCGGCCACCAGGACCCCAGCCCGGCCCUCAAACCGGCCUUGCCCAAGGAGAGCCCCAGCCCGGCGGGCCACCGGAGACACGAGGAGCAGCAGCGGCGGGAGCAGCGUUACGCGCUGGCUUUGCAGCGCGUCCUCUCCCCGGGGCCACACCCUCCGCAAGAGGGGAAAGGUCCGGGUCACCCCAUGUCUGCCCUGGGUCCGGAGCGGGGCUCGGGACCCCAGGAAGUGAAGCUGAGCCCCAAGCGGGUGCUGAGCCCCACGGGUCCGGCCGUCCCCCCGGCAGGCACGCAGCACUUUGCCCACAGCAGGGGCCUGCCAUCCCCGGGGCUGGCCAUGGCUAGCGCACCCAGGGACGAGAGAAGGCUGGGUUCUGGCGGCCCCCCCAAGACCGUCCAGGUGAAGGGGAGUCUGGGCCCGGUCGACCCCUCUGAGAACUUUCCCCAGCCCCCUCAGCAGCCUCCGCGACAGCCUCCGCAACAGUCUCCGCGGCGGCCUCCGCAACAGUCUCCGCGGCGGCCUCCGCAACAGUCUCCCCGGCAGCCUCCCCCGCAGCCUCCGCCGCAACCUCCACGGCAGCCUCCGGCCCAGCCUCCACGGCAGCCGCCGCCACAGCCUCCGCAACAGUCGCAGCAGCAUCGUGCUCCCGAGGCUUCUCCAAGCCCCAAAGCCCCACUGGGCCUCCGGACGGAUGGCGCUGUCCACCUCUCCCCGGGGGAGGAUGGGCCGGCCUCCCUUCUCUGUCCACCGCAGUCUGGGGGCCGGGUCCUGGUCGGGAAGGGGACGGGCGGGGAGGGCGAGGGGAGGGCGGGGGUCGGCAGCCCCCGCCCCGCCCCGCAGAAGCCCGGGACCCCGGCGACCGAGCCGGGGGCCGUCGGGGAGGAGCCCCGGGCCUCCUGCCGGAGGGUGAGCACGAUGCCCGGCCGGAUGGCGCCGGAGAAGGCGCCCGACGGCCCCCGGCCAGACCCGGGGCCGGACCCGGGACCGGACCCGGCCAGGCCCAAGGGCCCCCGGGCGCCGUUCCGGCUGCGGAGCCUGUUCUCGGCCACGUUCCCGGCCCGACUGCGGAGAGAGACGGACGAGCGGCAGGCGCAGCUGCGGAAGGUGAAGCAGUAUGAGCUGGAGUUCCUGGAGGAGCUGCUCAAGCCUCGAGGCCUGGAGGAACAGGCGGCCUCCCACCUCCUGCGCCCCGCCGGCCCGGGCCGCUGCACCUGCCAGCUGCGCUGCAGCCCGGUGCAGCAGGUGCCCGGCGUGUCCCGGGAGCAGCGGCGCAGCUGCGACUGCAAGAGGCUCUGCCGAGGGGGCAGGCCGCCGCAGCCUCCGCCGCAGCCUCCGCCGCAGCCCCCGCAGCCCGGUCCGCCAGAGGGGCGUGCGGGGCAGCCCGCCCGGGCCCGGAGCCUCGGCCGGCCCGGGGAGCGGGACCGGCCCGGGCGACAGGACCGGCGUGCCCGCUCCAGCAGCCCGGAGCCUCGGAGCCCGGAGUCCUGCCUGGCCACGUGCGCCCCACGCGGCGAGUGCGUGGCCGCCCCGCACUACCGGAAGCUGCUGCGCCGCUGCAGCCUCAGCGAGCCGGACCAGGGCGACCGGGCCUCCCUGACCUCCGACGUGUACCAGCAACCGCUGCCCCCCGAGGACGAGGACGGGGCCGUCCCGGGGCCCAAACCGCCCAGGGCCUCCCCGCUGCCGGACGAGGCCGGCGGCGAGCCGGGCCCCGGACAGCCGCCGGACGAGGCCCGGGAGGGCGAUCGCUGCUGCUCCAUCCGCGCCUGCUUCUCCUCCCGUAAGGGCGACGGGACCGACGACCCCGACGCCGUGGCCGGCGACGGGAAGGACGAGCCGGCCUUCGCCCUCCCCGCGCAGGUCCCGCCCGCCGGGCCGAGGGGCGACCGGGCGGGGCCCGGGGCCAGCCGGACCCUGCAGCCGUUGGCCGCCGCCACCUGCCGCAGCCCCGAGCCCGGACGCACGCAGGAGAUCGACCUGAGGACGGCGACCCUGGAGAGCAGCCUGGCCAAGAUCGGCGCCCUGCGGGGUCGCGCCUACGCCCUGCCCGACGGCUUCCGGGCCGCACAGCUGGACACCGGCGAGCUGCUGACCGUGCUGCGCCAGUGCGUGGCCGGGCCCGGGCCCCCGAGGGACCGGGCGCCGCACCGGGGCUCGCAGCUGGCCGCCUGCAAGCAGGACCUGGCCCUCAAGUUCAAGGAGUUCCGGGCCGCCUGCCGCCGGGUGGCCGCGGUGGACAAGAGCCCCACGCGGAUGCUGGCGGCCAUCACGGGCAGCUUCCAGGUGCUCAGCGGCCUGGUGGAGACCUUCGUCCGGCUGGUGCACGCCGUGCGGUCCGAGGCCCAACGCCAGGCCCUGCUGGCCAAGGUGGAGGAGGUGGCCAGGAACUACACUUCCCUGCUGCGGGCGGCCGAGGACUCCACCAUCCGGACCCUGGGUCAGCAGCGCUUGGCCGCCGCGGGCCCCGCCCCGCCCGGCCACCCGCCACCCAGCCUCCCGCCUACUACGAUGGGCUCGCUCACCCACUCCCUCAAGACCCUCAUCAACAAGUAAACCCGCCGCCUCCCCUCUCUGGUCCUCGUAUCCACACGGCCCCGGGCCACCCGUAGUCCAUCCGCGGCUUCCCCCCGUCCCGCCGGUGCGGGGGACGUGAGUGGGGGGCGGACCAGGCGGGGGACCCCCGAAGCCUCUGCGGGCUGCCGCUGCCUUGCGGGUUCCCACCCGCUCCCACUGUGAUCGGGGGCUUUCCCCCGGCCCCACCGGCGGCCCUCCGUCCGGCCGUCUGUCCGGCCCCAGCUCGUGCCCCGCGGGCCUCGCUCGGAGCUCAGGCUCCUCCGCCGACCCUUACCCACGUUGCCCCUUGUGAAGGAGGCUGGGGUGUAGCUGUGCCUUCCAGCUAAGUGGGCCCGCACCACGCCAAUACCGGGAGGAGGAGGAGGAAAUGUAGGGAGCAAAAGUCCCGAGUCGCCUUCUGAGGCAGAAGGAAGUGAGGCUAGCUUCUAGAAGGGUUUUCAGCCAUUCGGGACUGACAGUCCCCAGUGACCUCGCUUGACCUCGCUUCCCCAGGCCUCGCCGAUUCCCCUCCGAGCCUGGGCCGGAAUUUACGGCCCCUUAGAGCAGCAGGUUCUUCCCUGUGCCCUGACCUGAUCUGCUGAAGGCACUCGCUUGGAGGUCAGCAUUUUAGACGCCCUCCCAGGGGCCUGAACGGACCAGCCCAGCUCAGCCCAGCCCGGCCCCCGUUUUCGCUUUAGCAGAAGGGAGGCAGCCCGUUCUGCCUCUUGGGCCCGGCACUGCCAGCCGGCCCGCCCGCCCAGAGACGAGUUAUCCGGCCUUGGUUAUAAAAAUAAUUAUGGCAUUUGUUAAGCGCUUACUAUGUGCCAAGCACUGUUCUAAGCACUGGGGUAGAUAAAAGGUAAUCAGGUUGUCCUACCUGGGGCUCGCCUCGGUGUGGAGGUCAUUUGCUGUGAACCCCCGGGGUGUCUGGGGAGCUGGGUCCCACGUCCAGUCAUCCGUCCUCCCCCGCCGAGUGACCGGCUUUCUCCAAGAAGAAAACGAGCGCCUUAACUGGUGUGUCCCGGGCACCAGUCCCUCCCGCCCCCCGCCCCUAUCCCUGGACAACCUAGUAGGGGUACCCUUCUUCGAUCACUCCCCUGGUCCCCUAUCCCCUCCCCAACCCCCGCCCCACACUUAGGGAAGGGGAGGAGCCCUCUUUUUCUCUUCCGUAGCCUUGGGAUCGGGCCGGGUGCAGUCCCUGAGAUUGGGGGCUGAGGUCCUUGGGUGGCCGCUCUCUUUUCCGGGCUCCAGGGAUGGGUUCUCCAGCGCUCCAAGGGAACAGACUGUGAAUUUCAUCUCUUCUCACCCAGAUCUCUUUGGCUUCCCAAGAGAAGCCCAGUGAGAUCUCUGGCUCGUUCAUGAGAUUUGUGGGGUUGCGUUUCCCCCACCCCCGUCCUCCCUGCAAUCACCACCUCCUGACCUCCUGUCCCGGGGCUGUUCCUGGCUGGGGUCCUUGGGACGGGGGAAGGCUGUGGGGAGGGGAGCCCCAGAAUUGACCCUCUCCUUCUGCUCCCCGGGCUCCGUGGAGCAGAAUGGACCCAGACAGCUGAUGUAAAACCCACAGUGGAGCCCCUCACUGCAAGCCCCUGAAGGCCCAGCGCUGGCAUUUCUGGCCCUGACAGUCCUCUUCCCCACUCCCCACUCAUGCCCCCCCCCCCCAUACAUGCACCACCCCCCAUCAUGCCCCUGCUCCUUCUCAUUCCUCCUCCUCCACUCCAGUGCUCCUCCUCCUCACUUUUUCU
Ornithorhynchus anatinus (platypus) is the source of this 6827-nucleotide messenger RNA. RefSeq names its product FERM and PDZ domain containing 3 (gene FRMPD3). The record is from RefSeq and is a predicted model, not a curated record. Gene Ontology annotation, cellular component: cytoskeleton. The transcript has 14 exons. Gene Ontology annotation, biological process: signal transduction. The coding region runs from base 4 to 5085 and encodes 1693 amino acids. Gene Ontology annotation, molecular function: protein binding. NCBI's taxonomy places the organism in Eukaryota, Metazoa, Chordata, Mammalia, Monotremata, Ornithorhynchidae.